Molecule: messenger RNA, 989 nt
Organism: Jatropha curcas
Lineage: Eukaryota; Viridiplantae; Streptophyta; Magnoliopsida; Malpighiales; Euphorbiaceae
Source: RefSeq, a predicted model, not a curated record
ACUAUCUUCUCCAUAUGCUCUCUCUACAAACAAUCAUAUGAAUUGAAAAACUCAUUAACACCUUCUCCUCUUCAAGAAACCUGCCUUCUCUUUACCCAUUUCUUUAUACAUUAAAGUUCAUGGCACCCAACGGAGAAACCCUAAUCGGCUCAUACUUAAAGAGAGACAAUAUGCCCAAGCCUAGUAGACUUUCAAUGGAAGGUCUACAAAGAACAGUAUCCGAUAUUUCAUUUGAACUAAGCAAAGAAUUACCCGUUGCAGAUUCAAACAAGCUAAACGAUCUUCCUCCUAUAUCCGAGGUAGAAGACGCAAAGUGCGAAUGUUGUGGCAUGUCUGAAGAAUGCACGCCUGGGUACAUAAAAAAGGUUGGUGAAAAAUAUUUGGGGAAAUUUAUUUGUGGGUUAUGUGCAGAAGCAGUGCAACAAGAAAUGGAGAAAAAUGGAGGGAAAAGAGAAGAAGCAGUAAACGAACAUAUGAGUGCUUGUGUAAAGUUUAAUAGGUUUUUUAGGGUUAAUCCUAUAUUGCAUCAAGCUGAGGCUAUGAGAGAGAUUUUAAAGAAGAGUUCAAGUCUUAGGGCUAAGUCCAUUAGCCCUAGGCCUGAUAGAGGUAUUACUCCUAAGAAAGGUGGUAUUGCUAGGAGUUCUAGCUGUAUUCCUGCAAUAACAAGGGAAAUUACAGACCAAAGAUUGGCUAGUUAAUUAAUUAAUUAAUUGGUUGAAUUAAUUUUUUUGUUGGUGUGUUAUGUUUAAUUAGGGUUUAAAUUGAAAUUUAAGCAUGGUUGUUAAGAACUAGCAGGACCUUUAUCCAGUUAUUUUCAGUUAUUGUCUAGCUUCAUGUUUUUGAUGGUUUUAUGAUCAAGAGUUUCUUGAUGUUGUAACUUUGUAAUUAUUAUUACUAUUAUUAUUUUUUCUUGUAAGCAUGGCUUGUAGUUUGUAAGUAAUUAUUAUCCAACUGUUUAAUUAAAUUAUCAAGUUUAAAUCUGUAUAAUA